AACCGCAUCUCUAUUACAAUCAAUGCAGCUUUUAAUCAACACACCAACUUUGAAUAUACAAAAAUUGCUACAAUGCCAUUCUUUAAUCCCUAUAAAUACUCACAUAUGCAAUAUCAUUAUACCAUCACCAACUACAAUGGCUUCUUCUUUCUGCUACACCAUUCUGUUGAUCCUCGUCCUCGUCUCGACGAGCCAUGCCCAGACCGGCCUAGUCCUCCCCCUCCGGAGGGACGCCGCGACGUCCCAAUUCUACACGACGUUCCAAAUGGGCAGCAACCGCGCCACCAUCAACGCCGUCGUCCACCUCAGCGGCCAGCACCUCUGGUUCGACUGCGACAACUACACCUCCGCCACCUACGCCCCCAUCCCCUGCGACUCGGCCAAAUGCGAGGCCGCGGACGGAAUGGGUUGCAACGGCUGCAACGGCCCCGCCCGCCCCGGCUGCACCAACAACACCUGCGGCACCGCCUCCUCCAACCCCUUCAUCUUCUACAUCACAUCCAACGGCUUAUACGAGGACACGUUCUCCUCCAAGGACCGCGUCGAGCUGCCGGAGUUCAUCUUCUCCUGCGUGAACAGCGACUACCUCGCCGGCCUCGCCUCCGCCGCCGCCGGCAUGGUCGGCCUCGGCCGCCGCUUCGACACCGCCUUCCACAAAGUCGUGGCGGACAAGUUGAACCUGCCCAACCGGUUCUCGAUCUGCCCGCCGUCGGCGGGGAUCGGGAAGCUGACGAUCGGCGGCGGAUUGCCGGCGAAGUCCGAUAUCUCCGGAAUGCUGAAAUCCACGCCGCUGAUCGUGAACAAACCGGUGAGCAAUCAGCCGUUUUUCGCGCAGAACGAUCUGUCGGAGGAGUACUUCAUCGACGUGAGGUCGAUUAGGGUCGCCGGCGAGGCGGUGGAGGUGAAGGAAUCGUAUUUUGCGAUCGGAAAAGAUCGCACCGGCGGCACGAAGAUCAGCAGCGUGCAGAACUACACGGCCAUGCACACUUCGAUCCUCAAGCCGCUGGCGCGGGCGUUCGACAAGGCGGCGGCGGAUUUGGGGAUGAGGAGCGCGGCGGCGGUGGCGCCGUUCAGGGCGUGCUACAGGGCGGAGACGGUGAAGAGGACGGCGGCGGGGCCGGAAGUUCCGGCGAUCGAUCUGGUUCUGCCCGGGAAUGAUGUUUAUUGGCGGAUUUCGGGGGCGAAUUCGAUGGUGGAGGUUGAUCGGAAGACGAUGUGCCUGGCGUUGGUGGACGCGGGGUCGCGGCCGACGACGUCGGUGGUGAUCGGAGCUCAUCAAUUGGAGGAGAAUUUCUUGGAGUUUGAUGUGGCGGCGUCGCAGCUGAGGUUUAGUUCUUCGCUUUUGGUGAAUAACAAGAGCUGCUCCCGCCUUUAAAUAUGUUUAAAUAUGUUGUUUUUAUAGUACUUGGUUUAAUUUAUGUUUGUUGUAAUGUGUUAUUAUUAUAGACUAUAGUGUGGUUGGGGUCAAAUUAAGUAUAGUAUUUUGUAUAAAUUUGAUGUCGUUUUUCUUGAUUUAAUUUGGACUUUUAUUUUGAUUACGAAA
Messenger RNA from Salvia miltiorrhiza (redroot sage), 1543 nucleotides. RefSeq names its product probable aspartic proteinase GIP2. Gene Ontology annotation, biological process: proteolysis. Gene Ontology annotation, molecular function: aspartic-type endopeptidase activity. The transcript has a single exon. The record is from RefSeq and is a predicted model, not a curated record. NCBI's taxonomy places the organism in Eukaryota, Viridiplantae, Streptophyta, Magnoliopsida, Lamiales, Lamiaceae. Bases 23 to 1375 code for a protein of 450 amino acids.